Haliotis rubra (blacklip abalone) is the source of this 960-nucleotide messenger RNA. RefSeq names its product LIM/homeobox protein Lhx3-like. Gene Ontology annotation, biological process: regulation of transcription by RNA polymerase II; neuron differentiation. The coding region runs from base 1 to 960 and encodes 319 amino acids. Gene Ontology annotation, molecular function: RNA polymerase II transcription regulatory region sequence-specific DNA binding; DNA-binding transcription factor activity, RNA polymerase II-specific. The transcript is spliced from 5 exons. Gene Ontology annotation, cellular component: nucleus. NCBI's taxonomy places the organism in Eukaryota, Metazoa, Mollusca, Gastropoda, Lepetellida, Haliotidae. The record is from RefSeq and is a predicted model, not a curated record.
AUGACCAGCAACGGACCACCAUUGUGUACCGGGUGUGGGCAUGUCAUCUUGGAUGAGUUCAUCCUGCAGGUUCAAGGUCGUCUUUGGCACUCUGCCUGCCUCCGAUGCUGUGUGUGUCACGAGAGUCUCAGUCAAACAUGUUUCGCUCGUGGAACUCAAGUAUUUUGUCAAAAAGACUUCUUCAGAUUACUCGGCACCCGAUGUGCUGGAUGCGGGACCGGAAUACCACCCUCAGAGAAUGUCAGAAGGGCCCAUGAGAAUAUCUACCAUGUGACCUGCUUCACGUGCGUCGCAUGUGACAUUAAACUCGAGACCGGCGACGAAUUUUACCUUCGAGAUGACGGGCGCCUCAUCUGUAGUCAUGACUACCACAGUGACAAACACACAGGUGAAAAGGAGACUCUUGACCUUCAAGAAAAGAAAUCGAGGACCUCCUUGACAGAUCUCCAAAUGGACAUCCUGACAACAGCUUUCACAUCCUGUUCCAAGCCUUCUCGACAGACCCGGGAGAGUCUAAGCAGAGAGACCGGUUUGGACCAAAGGGUCAUUCAAGUUUGGUUCCAGAACAAGCGGGCCAAGUGUAAGAGAGAUCACACUGAUGCUUCAGACGGGAACAACAAUGCAUGCGCAGAUCAACCGGAAGUGAACUUGGACCAGGUGGCAGCUCCACCUGGUGGAUUCCCGCUACCUAUAGUGAACGGAGACUGCUUGGAAAGUCACAGACAGCCCCAGACUCCAUGCGACUUUUCCCACCUGGCCGAAUUCCUGAACGUCCCGUUGCAGUUGUCCGGCAUUGGUGGACAUCCUUGGACAGCAACCCCGGACAUGUGGGAUGCAAAUUUUGUUCCCCCAAACGUCGACCUUGACCCUGCUGAUCUCAAGGACGGGGAAGUGUGUUCAAGUCGACGCGGUGAUGUCUCGUGGGAGACACGUGACCAGCUGGUCAACUGCAGACAGUGA